UUUUAAAUAAACAUUUUCUAUAAAAACCACCGUUCUAGUACUGACGCACUUUGAUGCGGAUCUAAUUUUAGUCAUUUUCAUCUUACGGCUCAUUCUAAGAGGUUCAGCGUUACUCGAACAAGAAAGAGAUGUUGAAGAUAUUAGUGAUUGUUGUUUUCGCGAAUGUCGUUUUGGGGUGUAAAUGGGUGUGUAUCGAUGAUAAACACAGAAUCAUGAGAGAAUAUAUUGGUAGUGAACAGUUUGAGCUGGAUUUUCAGAAGCAUGAAAUAUUCAUUCCCCAGACAGAUAAGAAAAUGCAUAUUGUGGAUAGAGGAAGAAGAUUAACGGAUAAACCAAGUCUGCCAGAAAAUGGUCCCCGAUUACGAAUGCCUGCCUUAUUUGUAGAACCAAAAGAAAAUGGUCCCCGAUUACGAAUGCCUGCGUUUUCCGUAGAACCAAAAGGUAAAACACAAGGGAAAGAGGUAUGCUCAUCUGAAGAAUUUCAAAAGAAUAUGAAAGCAAUGUCUAAGAAAGUGAAGUGUAAGCCCAGAGCAACAAUUGUAGACAUCAAGUACGAAGGAGGUAAGGUACUCCCAGAAAAAAUAAGUACUAAACUGUGUUCGGGCGGCUGUUCUGGUACAAAAACGUGCCUAUCAGUAGAAAAGAAAAAUAUUUCAAUGGCUGUAGCAGUUCUUGUUUCUGGAAACUAUCAAUGUUCCCGUGUCGUGAUACCUCAAGACAUCAAAUGUAAAUGUGGAUGUGAUAAAGAGAACAUAAAGUGUUUGCCAAGUCAAGUUUUCGAUAAGAAAUUUUGCAAAUGUAAAUGCAUCAACGAAAAGGAGCAUCAUCUUUGUCAGAAGAAGAUUGCAAAUCAUGGCAAAUUUGUCUGGAAUAGAGACAAAUGUUUGUGUGAAUGCAAAUUUCAAUACAUUUGUACUACUGGGACAGAAUGGGAUAGAAACCAGUGUAGAUGUACCAAAAACAAAAAAGAAUCAUAGCUGCCAUCAUAUAUUGAGUAGCAAAAUUUAUUCCCAGUAUUAGAUUUUUUCCUGAACACAUACAUUCUUUUAUUAAUAUAACCUUCUAAUUUAAAAUAAAAAAACUCAAAAUAUCA
This is a messenger RNA of Leptinotarsa decemlineata (Colorado potato beetle), 1093 nucleotides long. RefSeq lists its product as uncharacterized. Lineage: Eukaryota; Metazoa; Arthropoda; Insecta; Coleoptera; Chrysomelidae. The record is from RefSeq and is a predicted model, not a curated record.